UCGCUUCAAGUCACAACAAGCCGCCCACUCAAUUUCAAAGAUGUUCAAGUUUUUCGCUCUCUGCCUAUUCGCCGUCGUCGCUCUGGCUGCUGCCAAGCCUCAGUUCCUGGCCACCAGCUAUGCUGCCGCUCCAGUGGUCGCUGCCUCGCCCUAUGCCGCCUACACUAGCGGCGUCUAUGCUGCGCCUUAUGCUGCCGCCUAUACCAACGGCUAUUAUGCAUCGCCCUAUGCUGCGUACAGCGCUUAUCCCUACAGCUCACUGUACUACAGACGCUAAACGUUUUAAAAGCGAAUGCACACUGUGUUGAAAUCCUGAUUGUUGACAACUUAAUGAACAAAUAAAAACGAAAAUACGCAAACUAUGCGCAGUCA
Molecule: messenger RNA, 372 nt
Organism: Drosophila busckii
Lineage: Eukaryota; Metazoa; Arthropoda; Insecta; Diptera; Drosophilidae
Product: neuropeptide-like 4
Exons: 2
Coding region: 41-277 (78 amino acids)
Source: RefSeq, a predicted model, not a curated record